Oncorhynchus tshawytscha (Chinook salmon) is the source of this 2274-nucleotide messenger RNA. RefSeq names its product solute carrier family 25 member 47b (gene slc25a47b). The transcript has 6 exons. Bases 309 to 1187 code for a protein of 292 amino acids. The record is from RefSeq and is a predicted model, not a curated record. Gene Ontology annotation, biological process: transmembrane transport. Lineage: Eukaryota; Metazoa; Chordata; Actinopteri; Salmoniformes; Salmonidae. Gene Ontology annotation, cellular component: mitochondrion. Gene Ontology annotation, molecular function: transmembrane transporter activity.
GUCAUAAUUCAAUGUGACACAAUGUCGGUGUAGCAUUUUGAUGUUUGACAGUAGCUAGCUACCAUAGCUGUGUAGGUCGUCUAUGGUCACGUUAGAUCUCUGUGUAGAAAGCUUUAGUAAACAUUUUCUGAUGCGACGUAUACCUAAUUCACCUGACAGUGAAUCGACGAGGAGAAUCAUAUUAAAUGAUAUUUAGAUCAAAAUUGAAGGUCGUGACUCGUGUUAUCUAGAAAAGCAUCAUAGCUUGGCUAACUAGCUUAGCAGACAGCCAUCUAAAUGAAUUGAGUUGACCCCCCAAGGAGGAAAAUAUGCAUUUGGCAGAUUUCGUUGCUGGUUCCGUUGGAGGAGCCUUUGGAGUGGCUGUGGGGUAUCCUUUGGACACAGUGAAGGUGAGAAUACAGACACAAAGGAGAUUCACAGGAGUUUGGCAAUGUAUUCAUACUACAUGGAAGACAGAAGGGGUGAAUGGAUUCUACAGGGGCAUGUCCAUGCCAGUCACCACUGUGUCCAUCAGCUCCUCUGUAGUGUUUGGCGUCUACAGGAAUGUCCUGCAGUGUUUACAUCAACUACGAUCCACCUCCACAGGUUUGGAUUUUCUGCCAGCCAAAGUGGACUUCUUCUUGUCCGGGUUGUCAGGAGGUGUUGCCCAGGUAUCUGUGAUGGCACCAGCUGACAUAGUAAAAGUACGGAUGCAGUGUCAGAUGGUACACCAAGGCUUGGACGCUCAGCAACCCAAGUAUCGCGGCCCAAUGCACUGUCUGCUGACCAUCGCUCGUGAAGAGGGCUUCCUCGGGCUGUACAAGGGAGCUGGUGCCCUCGCCCUGCGAGACGGCCCCUCUUUUGCCACCUACUUCACUAUUUACCACGUUAUCUGUGAGCAGCUAUCCCCACCUGAGAACACCCAGCCAGAGUGGAAUGUGGUUCUGCUUGCUGGUGGACUGUCAGGGAUGUGUGGCUGGUGCAUAGGGACACCCAUGGACGUGAUCAAAUCUCGUCUGCAGGUGGACGGUAUGGGCAAGAGGAGAUACACAGGUUUCUUCCACUGCAUCGCACAGAGCAUACGCACUGAGGGGCCGGGUGUUCUCUUCAAAGGCCUGGGCCUCAAUUGCAUACGGGCCUUCCCUGUCAACAUGUCCGUGUUCGCCAUGUACGAGGUGGUUGUGCGCCUCCUCCGACCGAAAACUUGAAUUUAAAGGCUUGGGUUGUUCAAUAGGUGCCGAAUGUACUGAAAUAGGAACUACUGGUCCGAGAACAAAUUUGGACACGGUCUGCACUAAUGAAUCCAACCUAGUCUUUGAAGAAUUGGGUGAUGGGAUUCUAUUUUAAUUGUUUCUCAUGCCAUUUUCCAUGACUACAAUAACACUCAAUCCAUUGUUGUAUCAUUAUCAUUAUUCACCUUUGCCUCAGUUGCUAUGUGAUUUUUAUAUAGUGCCAUACUGCCCUAUAAGGGCAAACUACAAUUCCUCAGUAAGAUUUAUUUGAAAUAUUCCUGCAUAGUAUUUCAAGGGAAAAUAUGAAUUGAAAAUGAAUACUAAGCUAAAACAGUUUUAUGGUUGAGUUCUGAUUGUUUAGCAAUAGGGCCUAAUAGUACUACAGAAACCUACUUCCAUUAUUUUGACUUACCUACUUUUUACACAACAUUCCCUCACUGACCUUAGAACAUAACAGGGGUGUAUUUUACACUGCAGGAUCACUUGAUUUCAAUGGCUAGAACUGAAGCUGACGGACAAUGUGGCUUAGAAAAUAUGAAGUUUUUCCUGAAUACUGUAUUAAUGAAAGUUACUUGUUGCUCCUGUCGGCAGCUCGGAAACAAGCGUGUUUGAAGUAGGGCCACCAUCCAGCAAACUGCAGUAUACUGGGGGUCGGUCAUCAGUAUUUAGGAAUUGAUUAACUUCUGCCACAGGCUUUCACCUCACCUUCAGUAUGAAAGUGAGCAAAGCCCGGGAGCUGAGGCUAGGAAUUUAUCAACUUUGCUUUGUUACUGUAGCCAAGCAGUAUCAAUUAUUUGUCCUUGACUUGGACAGUAUUUUCAAUGGUACUGUCUAAACUCCCAGUUCUCAAAAUACUGCAAGUCAUUCUCUGUAUACCACAUGUACUGAUGAUCCUGUACGUGUGAUUGUGUUUGAGAAAAAACUAAACUUCAAGUAGCACAUCUGAUUUUGCUGUGAGUGAAACGUAUAAGGGAGUUUUAACACGCACAAACAUUUCAGCAGUGUAAAGUGAAAAAAUAAAAUAUAUUUAAUGACUGAAUAAAGAUUCACAAGACAGACAUUA